This is a messenger RNA of Phyllostomus hastatus (greater spear-nosed bat), 1688 nucleotides long. RefSeq names its product protein phosphatase 1 regulatory subunit 17 (gene PPP1R17). The record is from RefSeq and is a predicted model, not a curated record. NCBI's taxonomy places the organism in Eukaryota, Metazoa, Chordata, Mammalia, Chiroptera, Phyllostomidae. Gene Ontology annotation, biological process: regulation of phosphatase activity. Gene Ontology annotation, molecular function: protein phosphatase inhibitor activity. The transcript has 5 exons. Bases 118 to 585 code for a protein of 155 amino acids.
AGAGGAGCCAGCCCAGCUUCAGGGAGGAAGCUCGCCCUCCCCACCUCCGGAGCACCUCUCACCCCAGCACCUGCUCCCACAGUGCUGCGGAUAAACACACCCACCCACCCUCCUUUGAUGAUGUCCACUGAGCAGAUGCAGCCACUGGAGCUCUCAGAAGACAGACUGGACCAGCUCGACCCUCGUUGCGGCCACUUGGACGACCUCUCCGAGCAGUUCAUUAAGGACUGUGAGCUCAACAAGAAGCCAAGAAAGGGCAAAAAUCCACAGGUCGCUGUGAACAUUGAGUCAGACCAGAAAAAGCCAAGGAGGAAAGACACGCCGGCCCUGCACAUCCCGCCUUUCAUUCCAGGUGUGCUUUCCAAGCAUGUAAUUAAAAGAUACGAGGUCCAAGAGAGACACCCAAAGGACAAAAUGAGUCCAGCCCUUCACAACAGUGACCUGGAACAGAAAAAGCCAAGGAGAAAAGACACACCUGCCCUGAACCCGGCCCCCUGGGCAGCAGGUGUGACCCUGCUCAGAGAGGAGGGACCCAAAGUGAUCACGGAAGAUGACGAAAAGGAUGGUGACAAGAUAGCUAUCUAAAGAUCCUUCCCCCGAGACCACUUGUAAAUAGGUUAGAUUGGUCCCCUAGGGUGACCUAGAGAGAAAUAGACUUGUUUCUGCCCUCCGUUCGUCACGGUCUGCGCUGAAGAUCCAGCCGCCGUUCCCGGGGAGACACACUCACUCUAUCGGAUUGCCGGUCAUCUCUUUGCCUCUCGCUUCUUUCCUGAAUCUGGUUUCUAUUCCCACCCCUUGAAUUUUCAUUUUCAAGCACAGCGGAAAGGAAGCAGGUCCUCCUCCUAAAGGACGAGGGAACAGGGAAAGCGCUAGCGUUUAGCGUCUGCACCUUCCGGAUCGAGUCCGGGGGCAAGAACUCGGAGAACGAAAGUGCGCAUCCUUCAUUUCUUGGCUUUCGCGGCUGGGCGGGACUUGCCUUACUGUCACCCAAACACCAGUUCACGUGGGGGCUCCCUCCCGGUUGCCAGUUAGAGAGGUGAGAAGGUGUGGCUUCUGACUGUGUGCUUUGGAGGACUUGGUCUUAUCUCCUUCAUCCUUUCUCAAGAGUCCAAGUGUCUCUGGUGACAUUCUUAAUUUAAGAUCCUUGAGACGGAUACCCAAAGGUGACUUGGUGAGCUGGGGAGUCCACCCAGCCACUCCGAGCUUGGCCGAAAUGACCAAAGAAAGAGUGUUGUCUGUCUGGGGAGCUCAGCAAACCAUCCCCUCUGUCUUUAUUUUGAAAAACAUCUCUUCGCCCUGUCGUUCCGGAACUGGGGAGAUGCGGCGCAAGUGAACCUUUACUAAUGAUAGGCCAAGUACCAAUGCUUGUGAUGCAUUGCCUUUGAGAACACUCAUGAAGGUCAGUGGGAGGCCAUUCGUCUAUUUUUAGAAUUCUCACUUGUUGAGACCCCGCCAUGCUCUCCGGGAUGGCAGGGGAAGGUGGGGUAUUCGCUGCACGGCCCCACCUCGGCCUGCAGUGUGUGGGUGCCAUGGGGAAGCUUUGUGCAAGGGCCUCAGCUGCCAGGUGGAGGGCAGGGGAAAGGCCAACUCCGUUCCAAGACAGGAAGGUGGGUAUUUGGACAGGUUCUGCCUAAAAGCGAUCAUUUGGAAGCUCUGUCUGCCCCCUGGCCCCAUCAGCGUGGCAACCC